Messenger RNA from Microthlaspi erraticum, 1395 nucleotides. The record is from the annotation of a GenBank genome assembly. Lineage: Eukaryota; Viridiplantae; Streptophyta; Magnoliopsida; Brassicales; Brassicaceae.
AUGGGGAAAAUUCCGUCGUCGUUUCGCUCUAUGACGUCGACGCAACUGGUGAAGAAACCAACAACAUUUCCUCCAGCGCCGCCGCCGCGAGAUUUUCGCAACAGAGUCUCCGGGAGAGAAUCUGUCAAAACUCCUCAAAACACCGAUCAAGGCUCCUCCCGCGAGCCCCUGAGAAACCCUUUCAAGACCCCAGAUCUAUCUGACGCCAAAUCCCUCUUCAAUUCGAUCGCCUCCACUUCUAAAAUCCCUCUCGAUCUCAAAUUCCACAACUCCGUCCUCCAAUCCUACGCCUCGAUCGCCGCCGUCGACGACACGGUGAAUCUGUUCACGCACAUCCUCAAGUCUCAGCGUAAUUUCUCCCCGGAGCCUUCUACUUUCCACAUUUUGCUCUCACACGCUUGCAAAGCUCCCGAUUCACCUCUUUCGAAUGUCCAUCGAGUGCUCAACCUCAUGGUGAACAACGGCGUCGAGCCUAAUCAGGUAACAACCGAUAUCGCCGUCCGAUCUCUCUGCGAAUCGGGUCGGAUCAUAGACGCCAUGGAUUUGACGAAGGAGCUCUCGGAGAAGCACUCGCCUCCAGACACAUACACUUACAACUUUCUCCUGAAGCAUUUGUGCAAGUGCGAAUCACUGAGUCUCGUUUACGAAUUCGUCGAUGUGAUGAAGAAGUCUUUCAAGGUGGAGCCAGAUCUUAUCAGCUACACCAUCUUGAUCGAUACCGUCUGCAAUUCCAAGAAUCUGAGAGAGGCGAUGAGAUUGGUUAGUCUGUUAGGCAAUGCUGGGUUUAAGCCUGAUUGUUUCCUCUACAACACGAUUAUGAAAGGCUAUUGCACACUGAGCAAAGGGAGCGAGGCCAUUGGUGUGUACAAGAAGAUGAAGGAAGAAGGUGUUGAGCCGGAUCGUGUUACUUACAAUACUUUGAUAUUUGGACUGUCGAAAUGUGGGAGAGUUGAGGAAGCGAGGAAGUAUAUGGAGACUAUGGUUGAAUCGGGGUACGAGCCGGACGCUGUGGCUUACACGUCGCUGAUGAACGGAAUGUGUAGAAAAGGCGAGACUUUAGGUGCGUUGAGCUUGUUAGGAGAGAUGGAAGCGAAAGGGUGUGCUCCAAACGCUUGCACGUAUAACACUCUGCUUUACGGAUUGUGCAAGGCGAGGUUGAUGGACAAAGGGAUAGAGUUGUAUGGUUUGAUGAGAUCAAACGGUGUGAAGCUUGAGAGUAGUGCUUAUGCCACGCUUGUGAGGACUCUUGUUAGGAGUGGGAAGGUCGCUGAGGCUUAUGAAGUUUUUGAUUAUGCGGUUGAGAGCAAGAGUUUGACUGAUGCUUGUGCUUACUCCACGCUUGAGAUCUCUUUGAAAUGGCUGAAGAAGGCGAAAGAACAAGGCUUGGUUGUCUAA